CAGUCGCGCGCGCCCGCCCGCCCAAAGCACGUGUCCGCCCGCCCAGCCGAACAAAAACAAUUGCCAACCAACUUAUGGAUAAGGAACGGGCUGGACCGCCCAGCGGGGCACCUUGGGAGUACGACAGUGUUUACGAGAGGCAUUGGAGUGAGGAGGUGAAGCCUGAGGCGCGGUCGUUCGUUAUGGAGGAGCACAGCAACGCUUGGAGCGCGGCGUUUGGAGCUAUGGCUGGGGCGGGCUCGGUGUUGCUGGUGGCUGCCAUCGUGCUACUGUGGAGGAAGCCGAGAAAGCGGGAGUUGCCGAUGCUCGCGCCGAUGGACGUCGCGCAGAAUGAGAUGCUGAUACCCAAAGAGCAGUGCCGCGUGCAACCACCUGCGGAGGUGCGCACGGCCAGCUCCCUCCCGCACGCGAGGCUGGCCAGGACUCCCUCCAUAUCCUCCCAGAGCAGCCUUGACAGCGGCACCUCAAGGGCUACGAGUCACCGCGGCUCGUCGCCUGCCAUCCGAACCUUCGCUCCAGACGGCCGUACCUUGGAGGCAGGAUCCACCGGAGUGCCAAGAUCUCCUUCGCCACUCCGAGCGGCCUCCCUGGACGUCCGCGCCGCGCCCCUGGCCCACGGCUCGCUGGCUUCCCUCGCUGACUCACCCACGCCUUCCAGUCCUCGGCACCUGCCUCCGAGAUGUCUCUCCCCUCUGCUGAUGCCUCCAAGACGGAUAGACCGGAGCAACUCUCUAGUAGAGAGCAGCAGCGGUUUGGGCCCCCUGAGCCCCGGCGCUGGGGCGUCAGUCAGCGCCCUUGGAGCCCUGCAGCCGGACCUGUACACCAAGCGGGAGGCGCCUCUGGUCAUCGAGCUGGAGGGCGCGGGGCCCUCGCUAGGGCGCAUCCAUCUUCGGCUGAAGUACGACUUUGACCGGUCUGAUUUGGAAGUGCAUCUUAUUGAAGCUCACGACCUAGCAGGCUAUGAAGCAGGAGGCUUCAACGACCCGUACGUCCGAGUCACCCUCCUACCAGAGGUGGACACCCGCGUGCGGCAGACGCCAGUCCACCGGAAUGAGGCCAACCCCUUCUUUGACCAGCACUUCAAGUUUCCCGUGUCGCAUGACGACCUGGGAGAUAAAGUGCUGUUGUUGCAGGUCUUCGAUUAUGACAGAUUCUCCCGCAACGAGGUGAUGGGCUCAGCCAAGGUUCCCUUAUCCCGCGUGGAGGUAGCAGGAGGCGCCGAGGUCUGGGCUGAGUUGUCCCGCGAGAGACGCCCUCCAGAGGAGCUGCAGGAACUCCUGCUGUCUCUGUCGUACCUGCCCUCAGCAGAACGGCUGACCGUGGUCGUUCUGAAGGCGCGGAAUCUGCUGCCACCGCAAGAGGGAAAGGAUGCUUUGGAUGUAUUUGUCAAGGUAUAUCUCCUCGUGAACGGGAAAAGAGUGAAAAAGAAGAAAACAAAUAGGAAAGAGAUAAACAAUCCCGUCUGGAACGAGGCCCUAUCGUUCAGCCUGCCAUCUGCCAAUCUUCAAGAGGCUUCAAUCGAGGUGUGUGUGGUGACCGGUGGCGGCAGCGGGCUGGUGGUGGGCUGGUGUUGCGUGGGCGCCGCGGAGCCCGCCGCCGAGGGGCGUCACUGGGCCCAGAUGGCGCACGAGACGAGGAAGGCGGUGGCCAUGUGGCACACGCUCAGAUAGGCGCACAACAGUUAU
Ostrinia furnacalis (Asian corn borer) is the source of this 1685-nucleotide messenger RNA. Its product is annotated as synaptotagmin-5-like. Gene Ontology annotation, cellular component: exocytic vesicle; plasma membrane. The coding region runs from base 75 to 1670 and encodes 531 amino acids. Lineage: Eukaryota; Metazoa; Arthropoda; Insecta; Lepidoptera; Crambidae. The transcript is spliced from 9 exons. Gene Ontology annotation, biological process: calcium-ion regulated exocytosis. The record is from RefSeq and is a predicted model, not a curated record. Gene Ontology annotation, molecular function: phosphatidylserine binding; SNARE binding; calcium ion binding.